UGGACUUCGCUUCCUUUUCGAUAAGCCAUUUGGCCUGCGCUUGAGACUUGAUUUGUAUGUUGAAAAACUGCCUAGAGGGUAGCUUAUAAGUAAUACACCAUGAACUCAUCGACCCGCCUCUACGAGCGCCUCGGUCAAAUACCGCAGGACCCCGGAGACCCUGAAAGCUUGGAAGAUCUUGUCGUAUGCGCAUUCGGAGCCUUUGAGAGAUAUUACGUCUGCUGGAAGAAUCGGGGUGGCGAGUACAGGCAAGACGGAUAUGACCUUCCACCCGCCCUCCAAGAAUGGCUCUUUCCCGCCGAUGGCUCGAGCCGCGACUUUGCGACACUCCAGGUGGUAUUCGGACGCGGCGACGAGUACUUUGCGUCGGAUAAGAAUGGCAAGCUAGAGUAUAAGGAGCCGGAGAAGAAGCUACCGCCACCACCGCCCCCUGAAGAGAUAGAAGAGAAGCCGGUGUUGAGGAGGUCGAGAACGGUGUCGUUCCUGAGGCCGUUGUCGGAUACGAGUACCAAGCAGACCAGCCCGGCCAUGGAGACUCCCUCUAGCAGACGGUCAUCAGGCGCUUCGCAACAAGCCUCGCGUCCGCCGAGCUUGGCUUUCUCCGCCAGGUCAAUGUCGGAUGCUUCAUUUACAUCACAGCCUGCAUCUCGACCUCCAAGCCUGUCGUUCUCUCGCACGUCUUCGGAGUCUUCGUUUAUCUCGCAGUCCGGGUCGCGACCGUCAAGCACAACAAGCACUCUUUCAUCCAGGCCUCCAUCAGACCCAGAGGUCAAGCCCAUAGACACGUCCUUUGAACCUGUUUACAGCGACUCACCGAACGCCUCGCCAGUAGCUGCGCCAAUGCGGCUGACGAGGAGAUCGCGACCACUAAGCAUGUCCUUCAACUCGGUGACCUUCCCCCGCAUACCGGAAGGCAGACAAUUACUGCCCCCAGAGCCCACGCCACCGAUCCAAGACACUUACAAAUGCACAUGCGGCUGCCACGACUCGCCCAAACGAAGGCCUACCUAUGCCGACGCUGGCGUCCAGACUUCGCCCCUCACCCCGCCGCCGCGGACCGCUCUCCGCAUCGACACCACUACCACGACUACCUCCCACUUCCCGGCCUACCACAGCAACGAAUCCUCCGCGCUAGAUGUACAGACUCCGCAAGACGAGGUCUACGAGCCUAACCCUGUCUAUAUGGGCCGCAUGUUUGAUUACUUUAGCAAGCCUGGGUAUCAGCUGGGUGAUGGUUUGUCGAGCGGUUACUAUUACUAUCAGCAGCCUAUGUAUGAGUACCAGGAAGAGUUUGAAGACAUGGCGUCGUGACCGGCAGCGGAUGGGGAAGAUUGAAUGCAGGCUC
Messenger RNA from Trematosphaeria pertusa, 1345 nucleotides. RefSeq lists its product as uncharacterized. NCBI's taxonomy places the organism in Eukaryota, Fungi, Ascomycota, Dothideomycetes, Pleosporales, Trematosphaeriaceae. The coding region runs from base 100 to 1311 and encodes 403 amino acids. The transcript has 3 exons. The record is from RefSeq and is a predicted model, not a curated record.